GCCCUCAGCAGCCCGUGGCCUCGACGUGCCACCAUGGACGCGGCGCCUGUGUCCCCAGAGCCCUUGCUGGUUGUCCCGCAGCCUGAGGUGCUGGAGGAGCUGCAGCAGGCACAGCUGGGGCCCCUGCCCCGACUCGCCGCCAUUUGUAGGCUCAAGCGGCUGCCCUCGGGUGGCUACUCCACCACAGACGACCUGCAUCUGGUGCUGGAGCGCAGGCGCGUGGCCAACGCCAAAGAGCGCGAGCGGAUAAAAAAUCUCAACCGUGGCUUUGCCAAACUGAAGGCAAUGGUGCCGUUUCUGCCACAGAGCCGGAAGCCCAGCAAAGUUGACAUCCUGAAAGGUGCAACGGAAUACAUACGGGUGCUCGGCUGUGUUCUGGGAGAAGCAAAGGCCUCAGAG
Messenger RNA from Alexandromys fortis (reed vole), 399 nucleotides. RefSeq names its product factor in the germline alpha. Gene Ontology annotation, biological process: developmental process; regulation of transcription by RNA polymerase II. Gene Ontology annotation, molecular function: DNA-binding transcription factor activity, RNA polymerase II-specific; protein dimerization activity; RNA polymerase II transcription regulatory region sequence-specific DNA binding. The annotation marks the transcript as partial. NCBI's taxonomy places the organism in Eukaryota, Metazoa, Chordata, Mammalia, Rodentia, Cricetidae. The transcript is spliced from 2 exons. The record is from RefSeq and is a predicted model, not a curated record.